Molecule: messenger RNA, 798 nt
Organism: Acanthamoeba castellanii str. Neff
Lineage: Eukaryota; Discosea; Longamoebia; Acanthamoebidae
Exons: 4
Coding region: 1-798 (265 amino acids)
Source: RefSeq, a predicted model, not a curated record
AUGCACGAGAACCAGGUCACUCUUGCCGCGCAGGCUGAGACGACGGACCAGAGGGUUCGGCCAGUACUGGAGCGAUGCAACGCACAGUACCGAGCCAUCAACGCCCUGUACAAGGAGCUGUGGACCCUGCCCAAGGUGCUGGAGGGCCUGGCCAGCUUCCAGCAGUCCCUACGCGCAAUCUGCGACGACAUCGACAAUCUCGAGGUGCUGCUCGCCGAACGCAACGUCGAAGUGGAGGCCCUGGAGCUCGAACGGUGGAAGAUCACCCAACAGCACAAGCUCGAGGAGUACCGCCAGAUCAAACGUGGCGAACUCCAGAGGUUGGAAAAGGAGAUGCAGGCGAAGAAGAAGCAGUUGGAGAAGGAACUGCUAAAGGGCGAGGAACGAGAGAAGAAGAAGCUCGAAGAGGAGGAGAGGAAGUACCGGGAAGCCUGCGAGGCCGCCUUCAGACACUCCAUGGAGGAGUUCAAGAAAUACGGACCACAAGCUAUACCACGCGCGCAAGUGAAGGAGUCGCUGGAGCAGAUCUCGCUGGGCGCUGUCAGCGACAGCGACCUGGAGCAGUUCCUGGGAUCGGACGACGAAGACGACGCGGAGGACCUCAUCGGUGAGGACGAGCGCUGGGGACACAAGUGGGAAGCGGACAACGAACCUGAAGACGCGGGAACGAACAGCGAAAGCGAGAAGGAGAAGGGGAGCAACGACUCUGAAGACACGGAAGAGGAAGAGGACAAGCACCAAGCGCCAAGCGAACGGCCUGCGGCGGGGGAGGAUGAUGAGCAAUCGACCCGACAGUGA